Molecule: messenger RNA, 1359 nt
Organism: Daktulosphaira vitifoliae (grape phylloxera)
Lineage: Eukaryota; Metazoa; Arthropoda; Insecta; Hemiptera; Phylloxeridae
Gene: MESR3
Exons: 3
Coding region: 288-1109 (273 amino acids)
Biological process (GO): regulation of transcription by RNA polymerase II
Cellular component (GO): nucleus
Molecular function (GO): DNA-binding transcription factor activity, RNA polymerase II-specific; RNA polymerase II cis-regulatory region sequence-specific DNA binding
Source: RefSeq, a predicted model, not a curated record
GGUCAACAGUUAACAUUUGAAACCGGCACGUGUGUCACAGUAACGUCUAGUCGCGAGUGUUGUGGUGCGUAGCCGUCGUUGUUACUUUGGAUGUAAAUUUUAAUUAAAGGAUUGUACCUUUUACAAUUUAUGUCAUAAUUUAUGCAAACGUUUAUGUUUACUUAUGGUGACCGUUAGUAUUGUUUGCAGAGAAAAAUAUAAAAUUUUACUGUAAGGACUAUUUACAUUGAAACUUCUGAAAGCAGUAUAUUUCUGUUAAGUCAAUUCUUCAUUAACCAGGUUUAGCAAUGCCACCUGGUGUAACGGUAGCUACCAGUUCAAUAUCGUCUGGUUACGCAGCCUGUUCCAUCAUCAACAUGGAUAGACAGUUAGAUUCAACUCGAGCGGGUCGUGAACAUUUUUCGGAACCCUCAGACUUUCACUUGAGCAGUGCCAGUAGCAGCAGCAGUAGUAGCGCUGGUAGUGGGGAAAGCGCUGAACUUUCAGACAAAGAACAAAUUCAAGUUGAAUCUUGUUACAGAGGGUUGAAAACGCAGGUGUACGUCUGUGGAUCAAUGGCCAACUUGUACUUGCACAACAACUCCUCGACGGCAGAAGGCUCAUGGGAUUUAAAAUUCACCGGCAUUCCAGUAGUUUUGUACGAUAGCGGCGAGACUCGUUCGCGGGAUAAACCUCGUAUUCAGAUAUUGUUGGUGGAACGAGGAACUUGUUUUGCAUUGUGGCAGGAUACUAUUGAUAAUUUAACGUCGUACAAGGUGUCCAGUCAAGGAUUCCAUACCAUGUGUCUGUCUACCGACCAUACGCAGCAUAUCGGCUUGAGCUUCGAUUGUGCCGAAGCCGCUCAACAGUUAUGGACACACAUCGACCGCCUUACAUCGGACCCAGAGAAUAUUCAGUUGUCAGGACCAGGUAGCCGAUCAAAGCACGGCCGCAAACAAAAGAACAAAACCACUCCGGUUCGUCGUCUCCCCGACAAAUCGCACAUAUCGCAGCCUUGCUGUUUCGAACACAUCACAAACGUCGAGGUGGCCGACAAGUCCAGAUACUUCUCGUUGCAGAACUUGUUGCCUACGCCGGCCAUGACAGUGGAGUCACUGGCAGACGUUUGAAUACAUCUGCCUAAUGCUCAUUUCUUCAACGGUCUCUCCUUCGCAUAGACUAUAAUAUUUAUCAUAAUAGAGAUCUCUGAUGUGAUCAAACUUGUUUUAUUGGAUUAUACUGAAAAACAAUUGUUGAUCAAGGAAAAUUAUUGUCGUGACCUCAUAAAUUAAAUAAACGGCUUCCCGUGUAAAAAAAUCAUCUAUUUGUCUUUAUAAACAAUUCUUUCAUAAUUAUGUUUUUCUAAUAUGUUAUAGCCUA